This is a messenger RNA of Medioppia subpectinata, 553 nucleotides long. Lineage: Eukaryota; Metazoa; Arthropoda; Arachnida; Sarcoptiformes; Oppiidae. The record is from the annotation of a GenBank genome assembly.
CAUAUGUUUUCACACUUUGAGCACAAUUUGUGACACAAAUAAUCGCUUCAAUUGUCACCGAAAAUGGCCUCAAAAGCAAAGCCGAAGACACAAUCAAACGAAGCAAUAAUCGCCGGCUUUAAUGAAUUACGAGCCGAACAAAGACAAGUGGCCAACAAAGUGGCCGAACUCGAGGCCGACCUCUCCGAACACAAACUAGUGUUGGAAGCGUUGGCCGAGACUAACGGCGACCGCAAGUGUUUCCGAAUGAUUGGCGGCGUUCUCGUCGAGCGAACGGUCGCCGAAGUGUCGCCUUCGCUGCAGAAGAAUAAAGAGAUGAUUUCGCAAAUGAUUGAAACAUUGAAACAACAAAUCGUUACUAAAGGACAACAAAUCACUGAAUAUAUGGACAAAAACCAGAUUCAGAUCCGCUCUCAACCGACGGCACAAUCGUUAGCCGCGUCUGAAUCGGGCGCCGGAGCCGAGGGUUCGGGCGUUUUGGUCGCCAAUAGUUAGAAGUGAAGCCUCUUUUGAAUUGAAUAUUGUUUGUGAGGCCAGAGAGAGAGAGAGAGAG